GGUACUAAAUGCAAAACACAGUAACAAUAUUGCCAAGAGGCAAGGAUGUCCAGUACGAAACGCCCGCAUUGCGAAGCUCUGGAGGUCAGAAUCAUCUUCUUCGCCCCAACCCAGUGCAAAGGACUCCCGCCAUGUUCGCCACCAAUGACAUCGUGCCCGAAAGAUCUCCAUCAUCUCUGAUUCGGAUGGCAACGCCAGACAAAGUCCGUAUAUAACAUCAGCCCGUUCUAUAUGUUGUGCAGAGCUAUGGCGCGUGCUGUCCUUACGUUGUGGAAUUGCCGACAUGGGAAAAGCCUCUUUUUCCGGCUGAGUCUGACCAAUCUGCACAUCGUGAGCAGAAUGAUACAGCAAUAGACCUUCUAUCAAGGGCAGUGUCCUACUAGUUCAUGAUUUAAUAACUUCAUGAUAGGCGCACAUCCACUUUGCACAGUAUCUGGGUUGAUGACUGCGCUGUUGGC
Aspergillus caelatus is the source of this 458-nucleotide messenger RNA. RefSeq lists its product as uncharacterized. The coding region runs from base 9 to 215 and encodes 68 amino acids. The record is from RefSeq and is a predicted model, not a curated record. Lineage: Eukaryota; Fungi; Ascomycota; Eurotiomycetes; Eurotiales; Aspergillaceae. The transcript has a single exon.